Chiroxiphia lanceolata (lance-tailed manakin) is the source of this 2039-nucleotide messenger RNA. It is a transcript of the gene SPHK1, whose product is annotated as sphingosine kinase 1. The coding region runs from base 1 to 1563 and encodes 520 amino acids. Gene Ontology annotation, cellular component: intracellular membrane-bounded organelle; cytoplasm; membrane. NCBI's taxonomy places the organism in Eukaryota, Metazoa, Chordata, Aves, Passeriformes, Pipridae. The transcript is spliced from 5 exons. The record is from RefSeq and is a predicted model, not a curated record. Gene Ontology annotation, biological process: sphingosine biosynthetic process; negative regulation of apoptotic process; cellular response to growth factor stimulus.
AUGGCCGCCGGCCGCCGCGCUCCCCCGGAGCCCGGUGGGGGCCCGGUGCUCCUCCAAGGCAUCUUCGGCGCGGGGCCGGCCCCCGGUGCCGCCGCCUGCUCGCUGUCGCUGACGGCCCGGGAGCUGCAGGUGCGGCGCCCCGGCGGCUCCCCGGGCUGCUCGGCCGGUCCCGACGCCGCGCUCCGCCUGGCCGACUGCGUGGGCUCGGCCGCCUUCCCCGCGGCCGCGGCCGCCGCCUGCUUCUCGCUCGUGUGUUACCCGCUGCGGGGGCCGCGCUGGGGGCCGCCCGCCCGCCAGCGCCUGGAGCGGACCUUCCGCGUCUCCCGGGGGCCCGACGCCGAGGGCAACCUGCGCAUCGCCCAGGCCUGGAGCCGCCGCAUCCGAGAGCUCGCCGUGCCCGCCGUGCCCGCGCAGGACGGUGACAGCUAUGGGGUGCUGCCCCGGCCCUGCCGUGCUCUGGUGCUGCUGAACCCGCAGAGCGGCUCCGGCCGUGCCCUCGAUGACUUCCAGGCCGUGGUGCAGCCCAUGCUGGCCGAGGCUGAAAUUGCCACCACCAUCUUCAUCACCGAAAGACCCCACCACGCGCACGAGAAGGUGCGGGAUGAGGACCUGUCUCAGUGGGACACGCUGGUGGUCAUGUCUGGGGACGGGCUGCUGUACGAGGUGGUGAACGGGCUCAUGGAGCGUCCAGACUGGAAGGACACCAUGAAGAAGCCACUGUGCAUCCUGCCAGGAGGCUCUGGGAAUGCCCUGGCCGCCUCCAUCAACUACUAUGCAGGCUACGAUCACGUCGCCAAGAAGAAGCUGCUGACGAAUUGCACCUUCAUCCUGUGCAAGGGGCUGCACACACAGAUGGACCUGGUCUCGCUGAGCACGGCCUCGGGCAAGCGCUUCUUCUCCUUCCUCGGCUUCGGCUGGGGCUUCAUCUCGGACGUGGACAUCGACAGUGAGAAGUACCGCUGGCUGGGCAGCGCCCGCUUCACCCUGGGCACCCUGCAGUGCCUGGCCAAGCUGCGGGUGUACCAGGGCCGCCUGUCCUACCUGCCCGCUGGCCCCGAGCAGGGCACCUCCCCGGCCCCCAGGGACCCUUCCACGCCUGUCCCCAACGGCCAGGCCGGCCACGUCCUGCCGCCGGCGGGGACGGACGCGCCCGGUUCCCUGCCCAGCGACUCGCUGCUGGCGCCGCUGGGGCAGCCGGUGCCGGCGCACUGGACCGUGGUCCCCGAGGAGGAGUUCGUCCUGGUCUACGCCAUCUACCAGUCCCACCUGGGCACCAACCUGCUGAUGGCACCGGCGGCCCGGCUGCACGACGGCUGCAUCCACCUCUUCUACAUGAAGGCCGGCAUCAGCCGCGUGGCGCUGCUGAAGCUCUUCCUGGCCAUGUCCAGGGGGACCCACCUGGACUUGAACUGUCCCCACCUGUGCUACGUCCCCGUCCGGGCGUUCCGCCUGGAGCCGCGGGUGGCCGCGGGCAUCAUGACGGUGGACGGCGAGGCCCUGGCGUGCGAGCCCAUGCAGGGCCAGAUCCACGGCCGCCUCUGCCGCGUCGUCAGCGGCUCCUGAGCUCCGGGCUCGCCCUCCCUGCAGCGCUGAGCUGCCGGCACGGCCCAGCACGAGGGUGGCAGAGCCUUCCUCCCACUCAGGAACCUCCUCCUCCUCCUCCUCCCCCCGUAGCAAUAGGUCUUGGGGGCUGCGGGGCUCGUCCCCUCGCUUGCCCCCACGCUUAGCUUUACCCCCUCGGGGCCAGCCAUCAGCGCUGUCCCAAAAAUGAGCCACGAGCCCCAUCAGGUACUCGGUGCCGGCGAGACGCCAGCGUGUUUCAUCCUGGUACGAGGUCCCGGUCCAGGCGGCUGCGCCGGCACAGCCCCGUCCCCUCCCUGGCUCGGACGCACACGGUGGCAUUGCUCGUGUCCCCGCCCGCCGCGGAGCCAGUGCCACCCCCCCGGGAUGGUCAGGACCAAUAGAUCUAAUACAGGAAACCGACUUUUUUUUUAAAGAAUGUUUCUACCCAAAGCUUCCUGUUAGAAGCAGAGUUUAUU